Messenger RNA from Amborella trichopoda, 1678 nucleotides. RefSeq names its product glucuronoxylan 4-O-methyltransferase 1. Gene Ontology annotation, biological process: xylan biosynthetic process. Lineage: Eukaryota; Viridiplantae; Streptophyta; Magnoliopsida; Amborellales; Amborellaceae. The record is from RefSeq and is a predicted model, not a curated record.
CAACCACCGCAAUUUACUGAACUAAUGUUUUCCUUAUUCCCAUGAAUACCACUCAUCCUCACUCUGAAACCGCUUUUUACUUCUUUCCACACCAUGCAUAAAACCACCAUCCAAAACCAUAGUAGUUACACCCUCCAUAUCAAUCAUCAGAUCUUCGUUGCUGGGUGUACAAGAAAUCAACACCCAAUCAUCCAAUGACAGUUUAUCAGCAACCCCCUUGUAAUUCUCUCUCUUCAUUCAAAAGCUACCAAUUUUCUCUCUCCUCUUAUUUUUCCUCUUUAAUCCAGCCUUAUUAUAUACAUCUUUCCUCAAAACCUAUCUCAAAUAGGAGGAAUAACUCCUCCCACAACACCUGUCCAAUUCUCUUCUUCACUCACAAGAUCCCAAUCUGUCCUCUCUCUUGACCCUCUUCAAACAUAUAUACAUCUCCCCUCAAAACCCAAAGGGAAAAUCCCAUCUUUCAUCAUGGGGUUUUUCCAGUCCUCCAUCAGGUCCAAAACCCAUCAAUCUUCCACCCUUAAGCUCCUCCUCUUAGUAUUUUCCCUUGUUUUCCUCCUCCUCUUCAUUCUGAGAUCAAAUCUCUCAUCCCCACUAUCUCCUUCAUCACCAUCAUCAUCUUCAAAACUGUCCUCCUCAUCCACUUCAGUCCAAUCGUCAUCAUCCCCAUUAGAGGCAUCAUCAUCGUCCCCAUCACCAACUCUGUGCAAACCAUCAUCAUCAUGCACAAAGCUCCCUGAAGCAAUAGUCCAGUCCUUGAUCCACUAUGCAACCUCAAACACAACACCCCAACAAACCAUAAAGGAAAUCUCCAUCACCUCCAGUGUCCUCCUCCAAAAAUCCCCAUGCAAUUUCCUCAUCUUUGGCCUUGGCCAUGACAGCCUCCUGUGGAGCUCCCUCAACUACAAUGGAAGAACGGUCUUCUUAGAGGAAGACAAAGCCUGGAUUCAACAAAUAACCCAGAAGAUCCCAAACCUAGAAGCCUACCACCUCCAAUACACUACCAGAGUCAGUGAAGCUGAUGAGCUCCUAAAAUAUGGAGAAACAGAGGAAUGCAGAAGAGUUCAAAACCCAAGAGACUCAGACUGUAGACUUUCCAUUAAAGGAAUGCCUGAUGAGUUAUAUGAGGUGAAUUGGGACCUUAUAAUGGUUGAUGCUCCAACUGGGUAUUUUAGUGGAGCACCAGGGAGGAUGACUGCGAUAUACACAGCAGGGAUGAUAGCACGGAGUAGGAGAGAUGGGGGAGAAACUGAUGUUUUUGUUCAUGACUGUGACAGACCUGUUGAGGACAAGUAUUCAAUGAGUUUCUUAUGUGAAGGGUAUAUGAAAAAUGCGGAAGGGAGGUUGAGGCACUUCCUUAUUCCAAGCCAGCUCUCUAAUCCAGGAAGCUUUUGCCCUUGAUUUGGGUAUGGUUUAUUUUUUUCCCUCGACUUGGAUAAACUUUAUUUUUCAUGAAAUGUUUAGGGUUGGAUGGCUUAUGUCAAGUACCAAGCUUUUGUCUAGAGAUCUUGCCAUUCCUUCCCAAAUUUGCAAAUUUAGGAAGCAUUUUCAUUUUUGAGUCAAUGUAUGGGGAUGGUUAUGUAUGUUGAGGUUGGGAUGAUAGAUCUCUAUUUUUUGAGAUAUAAUCACCUACCCAACUUUACAUUUUUUAAGUUUGGGCACUGUCUUAUUGAUUCAUUUA